AUGUCUGCGACCAACCAAGAGAAAAACUUCGACUAUCAAGAAGAGCUUCCAGCUGAUAAAGCCCAGACAUUGGCCUCACUCAAAACCUACAACAAGAACCCACCAGAUCAGACCGAGCGUCAUCUCAGAGAGAUUUGCCAGAAAUCCUGGAACAUCUUCCCUCACGGAUGCAUCGGUCACUGGCUAUUCCUCGACUGUGCAAUCACAUCCUUACCCGAGUACCCCGCCAUUAUCGAACGCAUCAAGGCCGGCAAUGUCCUUGAUGCCGGAUGCGCUUUCGGCUAUGCUCUAUGA
Messenger RNA from Penicillium argentinense, 294 nucleotides. Its product is annotated as methyltransferase domain-containing protein. The transcript is spliced from 2 exons. NCBI's taxonomy places the organism in Eukaryota, Fungi, Ascomycota, Eurotiomycetes, Eurotiales, Aspergillaceae. The record is from RefSeq and is a predicted model, not a curated record. The coding region runs from base 1 to 294 and encodes 97 amino acids.